CCCACCCCGAGACACACUCGCAUUUCUCAUUUCUUACUUCUAGUCUAAAUUAGAUAGCGAGGCGAAGGGUCGGAGCUCACAGAUCGCACGUAGGGUUAGUUUUGAGCAUUAGCGCUAGUUACACGGCGAAUCUGAAAUUUCAACAUGGAGUCCCCUCCAGAUCCAGCGAGCGAUCCGGGCAACUGCGCCUCGGAGCCGGCUACCCCUGUCAGGGAAACCCCGGUAAACCUGGAGACGCUCCGGAAAGCGGACCAUCCAGCCCCGGUGCGAAGGCAGAGCUGCUCCAGCACCAACAGAGGUAUCUCAGUGACGAAGAAGACACACACCUCUCAAAUCGAAAUAAUUCCCUGCAAGAUCUGUGGAGACAAAUCAUCAGGCAUCCAUUACGGCGUGAUAACAUGUGAAGGCUGUAAGGGCUUCUUCAGGAGGAGUCAGCAGAGCAAUGCAGCCUACUCCUGCCCCCGUCAGAAGAACUGCCUGAUUGACCGCACCAGCCGCAACCGCUGCCAGCACUGCCGGCUGCAGAAGUGCUUGGCAGUGGGCAUGUCACGAGAUGCGGUGAAGUUUGGCCGCAUGUCGAAGAAGCAGCGAGACAGCCUGUAUGCUGAGGUCCAGAAGCACCGGCUGCAGCAGCAACAGCGUGAACACCAACAACAGCCAGGGGAGGCAGAGCCGCUCACACCUAGCUACGGCCUCUCAGCCAAUGGCCUCACAGAGCUCCACGAUGACCUCAGUGGCUACAUGGACGGUCACACCCCUGACGGCAGCAAACCGGACUCUGCAGUCAGCAGCUUCUACCUGGACAUCCAGCCAUCUCCCGACCAGUCAGGCCUGGACAUCAACGGCAUCAAGCCGGAGCCCAUCUGCGACUUUGCCCCCAGCUCUGGCUUCUUCCCUUACUGCUCCUUCACCAAUGGAGAAACCUCACCCACAGUGUCCAUGGCUGAACUAGAGCACCUGGCCCAGAACAUCUCCAAGUCACACAUGGAGACAUGUCAGUACCUGAGAGAGGAGCUGCAGCAGAUGACCUGGCAGGCCUUUCUGCAGGAGGAGGUGGAGAGCUACCAGAGCAAGCCACGGGAAGUCAUGUGGCAGCUGUGUGCUAUCAAAAUAACAGAGGCCAUUCAGUAUGUGGUGGAGUUCGCCAAGCGCAUCGACGGCUUCAUGGAGCUGUGUCAGAACGAUCAGAUAGUGCUGCUGAAAGCAGGCUCUUUGGAAGUUGUAUUUGUCAGAAUGUGCCGUGCCUUUGACUCGCAAAACAACACAGUCUAUUUUGAUGGGAAAUAUGCUGGACCCGAUGUGUUCAAGUCAUUAGGCUGUGACGACUUGAUCAGCUCCGUCUUCGAGUUUGGGAAAAACUUGUGUUCUAUGCACCUGUCUGAGGAUGAGAUCGCCCUGUUCUCCGCCUUUGUGUUGAUGUCUGCUGACCGGUCUUGGCUCCAGGAGAAGUUGAAGGUGGAGAAACUCCAGCAGAAGAUCCAACUGGCCCUCCAGCAUGUCCUGCAGAAGAACCACAGAGAGGACGGUAUACUAACAAAGUUGAUAUGCAAAGUGUCGACACUGCGAGCACUGUGCAGUAGGCAUACAGAGAAGCUUACAGCUUUCAAAGCAAUAUACCCAGACAUUGUGCGUGCCCACUUCCCUCCCUUAUACAAGGAGUUGUUUGGAUCAGACUUUGAGCAGUCCAUGCCCGUUGAAGGGUAGCAGCCCUGCCAGGUGCCAGUGUGCCCACCGUAGGGGAAUGUGGAGGAGGAAUCUGAGACACUUUAUUGGUGCCCUGCACAAACCAGAGUGGACAGACGGCAUGUUGUUCAACUUCUUCUUUUACAUUGGAGGGGAGGGCUUAGGGAGUUGAUUCUCAAGGUUUACUUUAUUGAAUUUGGUUUUCCCUGGAAGACGAUAGUUGGACCGACACCCCAUGGGACAUGAAGACGAGAUAGGCACAAAUAAUUUUCUGUCCGGUUGAAUUUGACCUUUUUAUGCGCAUUUCCAACAAGGAACUUAAGAAUUAUUGUGGCAAUUCAUGGAUUUUUACCAAUAUUUAUUGCGUCACUAUUACAACGAUUUGUGUGAAUCUGAUUUGUAAGCAUUUAAACAAUUAAUAGUUGAAGACAUCUUCAGUAGAGAUGAAGAUGAAUCAACAUCAGUAUUCUUUUCCAGACGAUACUACCAAAACUGUAUUUUUGUAUUCAACACUUCAACCAGGCAUAUUCCUGUCUCCUUCAUACACAAUAUCCUGCAAUAAACGCUUAAUAAAUGCGCACACUUUGGUCAAGUUCAGCCAUUUUCUUCUUGUGUUGAGUAUCUUUUGGAUGCAGUGCUUGGAAUGAAACUCACAGCAACUUUAGGGGAGGCUCCGUCAGCAUUGGUGAUGCAAUCGGCAACUCUCUAUGGACAAUCGUUUUAAAAAAGAUAAUAGAAUUCUGGUAAUUCUAAUGAAACCACAAUGAUUUUAGCUGUCAAAGACUCCAUCCACCAUUGUUGCAUAGUGAAAUCAUGUAAGGCCAUCUGCUAUUAAUCCUUCUCUGGACAGGUGCCCUGGAAAAGCACAGGGCACCAACACAAUGAAAAGGGUCCAUUCCACCUGUUUUAUAAUGUACUACAGGGUAUACGGUCAUAAGUACUUACUAUACAGAAAAAAAUGUUUAUAGAAUCUAUUUUAAAUAACCUGUAUGAUAUUAGUAGUUAGACCAUUCUUAAUUGUUGAAUUGAUAAGGCACUUUUAUUUCCACCUUUAAUUUAAGAUGUGUAUAUUUACCUAGUGAUGUGUUGCAUGUGCACAAGAAAUACAAGUUGAACCAUGGUCACAGAGGCUAGUCCUGGGAGCAACAGUUGAUACUGGUCUGGAAGUGUUAGGGAUGGCUGCGGUGGCUGCUCGCUGGCAAACAAAGAGGCAUAUAUAUAUGUAUAUUUAUAUAUAUAUAUAUAUAUAUAUAUAUAUAUAUAUAUGUAUAUAUAUGUAUAUAUAUAUAUAUAUAUAUAUAUAUGAGAAGGCAGGUUAGAGACACAUUUAUCACCUGCUAACGUCAGAGCCCUUCUCUUACCACACACGCAAUAACUGUCAACGACUCUUGUAGUGCUGUUACGGUCUCACAGCUCUCCUGUCCGUGGUUGUGUAUGCACAGAUGUGGACUGAACUGCAUAUGUUGAAAUACAGUCAUUUAAAAAAUUUGCAACACAGUUUAUUUUUCUUUCACGUUAUUUAAAAAAAAGUAUGAUGUUGUUAUUAUUUUUGAGAAGAUUCUUUACUAUAUGAAGAAACCACAAAAGAAAACCACAAUAUUAAAACAUUAGCUACAUAUUUAUGUAGUUGGACUGCAACGAUCACACAUUGACUAUAAACCAAUUGUUCCAUCUAGUGGAAGGUAGAGAUACAGCAAGCCAGUGACCAGCCUAAAGAGAAGGUGCGCUGUCUAAACAGAAAAGCACAUGUAUGAGCCUUUUGUUUUGUGUUCUUUGAUAUUCUUUUCUUAUUCUUUCUUUAAUCUGCCUUCUCACCUCAGCCUCGGGCCGGCAACGCCACAACAGGACAUGGAAAAUAAGAGAGAAGGGAGAGUGAAUAUUCAAAGCCUUGUCUGGUAGUAAAGCUUCUAUUUUUGUAACAUGUUUUGGUUAUUAAAUUCAUGAAAAAGAAUGAGGGAGAGCGAAAUAAGUCAGGUAGCACUUAACUAUAUUCCUGCAAUAAUUAGACUAGCUGUUGUUUGUAUGAUUAGGAGAGAAACAUAAAAAUGUUAGGACAAGUGCUAUUUUCAGAAUGCUUUGUUGUUGUGCUUCUGUUUCGUUGAGUGUGUCUUUCUUGUCAACGUGGUAGUAAAGUGGUAGAAAAAACCCUGGAUGUGCCAAACAGUAGUCGUUGCUUCUGCUUUCCAGUCUACUCAUCUGUAAUGUAGAAUGGAUUCCUAAGACAUUCCAGCAAUCUCAGUAGCGGCUUUGUGAAGUAUGUUUUUUCAAAAAAAAAAAAAAGGGGGGGGGGGGGGGAGAGAAAAAAGGAACUUAAAAAAAGAGAGGAAAAAUGUAUCCCUUUAGAAAUUCAACAAAGCAUGUUCACACAUCUGUCACCAACCGUAACAUAGGAUCCAGUUGUUUUGUCUUUUGUUUUUCUGUUUGCACACUAUCAUUCCUCUGCCGUGCAAUUUGUACAAGGUGUUAAUGCCUUGUGCUGUCACCCCUCAGGGAAGAGUUUCUUUUGUGUUUUCUGUGAGAGGACAUUUGUUUGUAUUCAUUAUUAGUUUUUUGCAUUUCAUCUCAUUUGUAAAAAAAAAAAAAUAAGAAAAAAAUCACUUCACCAACCAUGCUUUUUAUCAGUACACAGCAUAUUUGUAAAAACAAAAAACUCAGAUUUGGUUUCAAACGGUGUCAUCAGGGUGUUUAAAAUAAUAAUAAUAAUAAUAACCCUCUUUGUUAGAAAAACCAAAUAUUGUUAUGCAAUACUAAAUCUCUUGUGUUUGGAUUGUAGUAGAUAUGCUGUACCGAAGUAAUAAUCUCUGUUUUGAUCCAAUGCUGUUUGGAUAUGCACAAGCCCUCUAUGACUAGUAAACCUCAGUCUCCUAGAAAACGAAACGCAGUCUGGAACACUGCUAGACAAUCCAGGUUAAAGAGGCCCAGUGGCCCGGCGAAUGCAGCAGCGAGGAUGAGGUGUGAAUGCUCAGGGAGGUAACAGGUAGACUGAAGAAGCAGCUCGCUUUCCUCUGGACUGUUGCAGGGCAUUUAAUUUGCUCUUUUGUGAAUUUAUGAACACUCAACUGAUCAGAGGAGGUAUAGUUGAACAGUUCGGCAUAGCACACUGACUGAGCACUUAGCUGUUCAUGAAAUAAUGAAGAGUUGGACAUUUGGCUGAUUUCCUGUUAUUUAUUUUCACUCGAAAAAAAAAAAAAAUCUUCUGUUUUUCUUUUUUCGGGAAAAUUAUUUCACUUUCUUCUGCUGUUGGAGUCUUUGUAAAAUUGUCACAUAAAGAAAAUAAUAAUAAUUCAGUGCAAUCAGUGAUAAGGUCCACCACCAGAAGAGUUCCUCCUUCAUGAAGUGAAUUCAUGUUCCUUUUAUUUAAAUAGUCGAGUGGCUUGUAGUUUGUUCUACAAUAUAUUAAAAAAAACAACAUAAUAUGCCUUGUGUUAUAAUUACGGGUCUCUACAGUGCAGUCAUUAUCCUUUUGAAUUGAUUGACCUUAUACAUACAGCUGACUCAGUCUCAGAACAAAAAGUAAUAAAGCCCCAUUAUUCUGUUUCCCAUCUUGUGAUGUACUGAUGUGGUUGCGAUAACGGCAGGACGCGUGAAUACGUGUGCCAGAGUACCAAACUGCACCUUCACACAGGCCUGUAAAAUGAUGUCCUUCUGUAUAUUCUCACUUGAGAGAUCCCAGCUUUUUAAAUGAGGAAUUAUUUGUGCUACUCAAUCAGUGUAUAGAAUACAGUCAAAUGUGCUGGUCCUUCUGUCUCUGCUCUGUUGUCUUUGUAACAAAAAAACAAAAACAAAAAAAGCAAUAGUUUGUUUGCGUGUGUAUGUGUGUGCACGCGUGUGUGUAUGUAUUUGUUCUCACAGUGUGUGAAUAAAAUAAAUCCCAGACAAGGCUUUAAUAAUUACAGAGGAACAGGGUUAUGUGGGUGAGGAGGUAUUGAUUUUAUUUUUUGAUCUUUUUUUUUUUUUUUUCUU
Solea solea (common sole) is the source of this 5646-nucleotide messenger RNA. RefSeq names its product RAR-related orphan receptor A, paralog a (gene roraa). Gene Ontology annotation, molecular function: RNA polymerase II cis-regulatory region sequence-specific DNA binding; zinc ion binding; nuclear receptor activity. Bases 145 to 1704 code for a protein of 519 amino acids. The transcript is spliced from 11 exons. NCBI's taxonomy places the organism in Eukaryota, Metazoa, Chordata, Actinopteri, Pleuronectiformes, Soleidae. The record is from RefSeq and is a predicted model, not a curated record. Gene Ontology annotation, biological process: regulation of transcription by RNA polymerase II. Gene Ontology annotation, cellular component: nucleus.